GCUUGAUGAAGGCGGGCUCUGGUGACGCAAACUGAGCUCGACCAAUAGACGUUUCUGUUUUGCGCUCUCUGAUUGGUCGAUCGACAGUGAACUGUGAGCGGUUUUACGUCGCAGAAGUGAGUGUACACGAAGAAGGUGAAUGCGUGCGGGGCAAACGUGCACGUUUUUAAGCCCCUGAUCUAAACUGCCACUUGGAUUUUGACCCAGAUCAGUGGUAUGUAGUCACCUCUUCCUCACAGACUCACUUUCAGACCAACUAUCGAAUAAGCAUUGACCGUGGAUCGACCAGCGGGGUUUUGUUGGAGGCGAAGCCGCGUUGAGACGCUUUGAGGUCGUAUAAAGUGACUAGUAGCGACCGCUGGUCUCACACCCACCCGCAUGAGCUCCACACGGACACGGACUUUGACACUAACGUUACAGCCCAGUCCGGUAGAUCCCGGAGAGCAUGAGCCGAGAUGAGCCAGAGAGACACACUGGUGCAUCUGUUCGCUGGAGGAUGUGGAGGCACAGUAGGUGCGAUCCUGACGUGUCCAUUAGAGGUGGUGAAGACGAGGCUUCAGUCUUCCUCCUUGACGCUCUGCAUCUGCACAGUUAAUGGAGCCAGCAUGGCACGUGUGGCCCCUCCAGGGCCCCUUCACUGCCUCAGAUUAAUUCUUGAGAAGGAAGGGCCUCGUUCUUUAUUCCGGGGCCUGGGACCCAAUCUAAUCGGAGUGGCUCCUUCACGGGCCAUCUACUUCGCUGCCUAUUCCAGCACAAAGGAGAGACUGAACUGUGUGUUUGAGCCAGACUCCACGCAGGUGCACAUGACGUCUGCUGGGAUCGCAGGGUUCACGGCAAUAACGGCAACAAACCCAAUUUGGUUGAUUAAGACGCGUCUACAACUGGAUGCCAGGAACCGUGGGGAGCGUCGGAUGAAUGCGUUUGAGUGUGUGAGCCGCGUGUAUCAGAAGGAAGGCCUACGUGGGUUUUACCGCGGCAUGUCUGCAUCCUACGCGGGAAUCUCAGAGACUGUGAUCCAUUUUGUGAUCUAUGAAAGCAUCAAACGCCGUCUUUUAGAAGCUAAAGCAGCAACACACAUGGAUGAGCAUGAGGACACAGCCAAGGACGCCUCAGACUUUGUGGGCAUGAUGCUGGCAGCCGCAACCUCCAAGACCUGCGCCACAUCGAUAGCCUAUCCACACGAGGUCAUCCGUACACGGCUAAGGGAAGAAGGAAACAAGUACCGCGCGUUCUUCCAGAGUCUCAACCUAGUGAUCAGAGAGGAAGGCUAUCGAGCUCUUUACCGAGGACUCACCACACACCUGGUCAGACAGAUCCCCAACACGGCCAUCAUGAUGUGCACCUACGAGUUCGUCGUCUACCUGCUCGAUGGCUAACCUUAGACCCCGAGGUGCCUCAUGGACAGGACGUUAUGUGGUUUUAUUCACCUUGUCAAAUGGUGUGUGUUCUGGGAGGAAGGUGUUAGGAGAAACAGGGUAAUGACUAAAAGGUUGGUGUCUAGAAAGAAGCUUUUCCUUCCCUUUCCCUCUUUUAAUGUUCUUUAAAAUGAUGCUGCUUCUAAAAAGCCUUGACAUACCUGACUAACGAUGGUAGUCAGAUGGAGUGUGUUACAUUGACAUCAGCACCAGUUCACCUUUAACCCCCUCAGAGUUUGGCUUUCCAUCUCAAACAGCACUUCACGUCAGAUUGAUCUCGAAUGUGGUUUUAGCAGUUUGGUUCUGUCAGAGAAAAGCUGUUCUUGUGUUGGCAGGUCAUUGAGGGUUUUGUCCGCCACUUUGUUGUACUAUGAUGGUGAUCAAAGCUUCAAGGGAUUUUAUCAAGCUCUGAGCUGGAAAGGAAUCGAAGAGGAUCCAAACAGAGGCUCACUUCCUGUCUGGAAACAGCCAAUCGGGUGGCUCUUACACCAUGCAGUGCAAAAGCAGGAAGAUCCUACAUAGAUUCACAUACCUGACACUAUGCUCACAUGUGUACGUGGACCUGCAAAAGAAAAAAAAAUGUCUAAGAGAGUGUUUUGUCGUUUUGACACUGUACAGGUAACUGUG
Messenger RNA from Rhinichthys klamathensis goyatoka, 2042 nucleotides. RefSeq names its product solute carrier family 25 member 36b (gene slc25a36b). Lineage: Eukaryota; Metazoa; Chordata; Actinopteri; Cypriniformes; Leuciscidae. The coding region runs from base 456 to 1376 and encodes 306 amino acids. Gene Ontology annotation, biological process: pyrimidine nucleotide import into mitochondrion. Gene Ontology annotation, cellular component: mitochondrion. Gene Ontology annotation, molecular function: pyrimidine nucleotide transmembrane transporter activity. The record is from RefSeq and is a predicted model, not a curated record. The transcript is spliced from 7 exons.